This is a messenger RNA of Polychytrium aggregatum, 800 nucleotides long. RefSeq lists its product as uncharacterized. The record is from RefSeq and is a predicted model, not a curated record. Lineage: Eukaryota; Fungi; Chytridiomycota; Chytridiomycetes; Polychytriales. Gene Ontology annotation, molecular function: protein binding. The transcript has 3 exons. The coding region runs from base 38 to 607 and encodes 189 amino acids.
CGGACAGCCCCGACAUGCAGCAUCUUUUACUUUGCCCAUGCCACAUCUGACUACCAAAGUGUCCUGCACAGGCAUCGCCAGCCCAUCAAGCCCGAGUUUGCCCUCGCCUGCGAAAUCCGAGGCGGCGGCUGUGGCCGCUCCACUGUCCUUCAAAGAGAAGCUGGAGCUGGCCAAAUCCCAGGCACAGGCUCAGGGCCAGACCGGCUCUGUGCCGAAGCUCAAGGGACCGGGUCUCAGCCCAGCUCGAAGCUCGACCGCCCCCAGCCCUGUGAGGACUCCGGCCAAGAGCCCCAGCACCAGCAGCAUGAACCGCCUUAGUUCCGCUAGCACUGGCCCGGUUGCCUCGGAAGGUACCCCGCCGCCGGUUCCGGGCCAAGCUCCAACGCUCCCUCCGAUUCCGGAUACCCCUCCUCCUCCGCCUCCCGUCAAAGUGUUUGCUCGUGCACUCGCUGAUUAUACGCCAGCCGGCGAGGGACAGCUCAAGCUCAUCCAGGGCGCUAACUACCGUGUGCUCAUCCACGACUACGGAAAGGGGUGGACCUAUGGCGAAACCGAGGACGGAACGGCGGCAGGAAUCUUUCCGCAAUCGUUCAUCCAGCUGCUCUAGAUGCCGUAAACGAUCCGGACACGACAUGCGUUUCUGUUGGAGCCAGAAUGGAGUGGGGUGCGGGACGGCCGUGUGGCUACAACUGUUUCUACAGGCUUCGAAAAUGAAACAUACAUCUGUCAUCCUCCGGAGCCGAUGGUGCGCUUGCAUCCCAGAAAUGCCAGCACCAGCACCAGCGAGCUGGAGAGCCGGG